This is a messenger RNA of Syzygium oleosum, 1562 nucleotides long. RefSeq names its product putative cyclin-A3-1. Gene Ontology annotation, cellular component: cytoplasm; cyclin-dependent protein kinase holoenzyme complex; nucleus. Gene Ontology annotation, biological process: regulation of cyclin-dependent protein serine/threonine kinase activity; mitotic cell cycle phase transition. The record is from RefSeq and is a predicted model, not a curated record. Gene Ontology annotation, molecular function: cyclin-dependent protein serine/threonine kinase regulator activity. Lineage: Eukaryota; Viridiplantae; Streptophyta; Magnoliopsida; Myrtales; Myrtaceae. The transcript has 8 exons. Bases 109 to 1206 code for a protein of 365 amino acids.
CCUUCCCCCUUCAAUCUCUCUCUCCCUCUCUCUCUCUCUCUCUCUCUAACACACGCACACGCACACACGCACGUACACAGAAGCUUUGAGCGAAGAGAUAGAGCCGCCAUGGCGGAGAACGGGCGGACCCUGGCGGCGAAGAAGAGAGCGGUCGAUGCGUCGGCCGAUGCUGAACAGGAGCCGGCGGCGGCGAGCAGGAAGCGGGUGGCGCUCGGAGAUAUCACCAACUUAUCCAAUCCCAUCGUCCCGGCGACGGGCGGCGGCGGCGGCGGCACCACGAAGAAGGCCCAAGUCAGGGUCGUCAGCGAGUCAACGACCGCGGCAUCCGUGCCUUCAGCUGCGACAGAGGAGGGCGGUGGCCGCAAAAUCGAUCCGCCGACAUGCGGAGCUUAUGUUUCUGACAUCUUUCGCUACCUUCGCAACAUGGAGACGGAGCCGAAGAGGAGACCAUUGCCUGAUUACAUUGAGAAAGUUCAGAAUGAUAUAAGUCCCAAUAUGAGAGGGAUAUUGGUGGACUGGUUGGUGGGAGUUGCGGAGGAGUACCAGCUUCUUUCGGACACGCUCUAUCUCUGCAUCUCUUACAUCGAUCGGUUCUUAUCUUCGAAUGCUUUGUCUAGGAAAAAGCUUCAGCUGCUCAGUGUUUCCGCGAUGCUCAUUUCCUCAAAGUACGAAGAAAUCACCCCUCCCCAUGUAGAAGAUUUCUGUUACAUGACAGACAACAGUUAUACGAGAGAAGAGGUGGUUCAAAUGGAGGUUGAUAUAUUGAAGGCUCUGGACUUUGAAUUGGGCAAUCCCACGAUAAGGACAUUCCUAAGAAGAUUCAGCACAGUUGCUCAGGAAGGUCACAAGACUACGAAUCUGAAACUGGAGUUCUUGGGCUACUACCUUGCGGAGCUAACUUUGUUGGAUUACACCUGCGUGAAGUUCUUGCCAUCUGUUGUCGCUGCAUCUGUCACAUUUUUAGCAAGAUAUAUCACGCGACCAAAAUCUCACCCCUGGACUUCAAGCCUACAGAGGUAUUCAGGGUACACCGUGAAGGACUUGAAAGAGUGCGUUCACAUCAUACAUGACUUGUACCUGGGGAGAAGAGGAGGCUCCUUGCAAGCUGUACGAGAAAAAUACAAGCAGCACAAGUUUAAACGGGUGGCUGUCACGCCUUCUCCUCCAGACAUACCAGCUUCUUAUUUUGAAGAUGCCAAUGACUGAUCAACCAAAUGUUGGGCUGGGUAUAUAUUGGUGAACCGAUGGAAUUUUACAGGAUAUGGCAGCAAAUAUUUGCAAUUAGCUUUGCAAUAAGCAAGUGUGAGUCUGUGACAACUGACAAGGACCGAAACAUGUUGCUAGUCAUACCAGAAAAUGCUGAUGAGGAAAACUGUGUUGUCCAUAAUACAGGGAGCCGCUAACAUUGAUAUAUAGAGUUUUCCAUGAGUAAGGUUUGCGUUAAUUACAUCAGCAAACAAAUUGCAUUCUGGUGAUGUAGAUGACGUUGAUAGUGCUGAUUGCUUCAGAAGUGAGCAACGAAAGACUGAUGAUCUGGUCCCUGGUGACCUAUUUCAGUCGAA